This is a messenger RNA of Neomonachus schauinslandi (Hawaiian monk seal), 2302 nucleotides long. RefSeq names its product zinc finger protein 717-like. NCBI's taxonomy places the organism in Eukaryota, Metazoa, Chordata, Mammalia, Carnivora, Phocidae. Bases 269 to 2302 code for a protein of 677 amino acids. The transcript has 5 exons. The record is from RefSeq and is a predicted model, not a curated record. Gene Ontology annotation, cellular component: nucleus. Gene Ontology annotation, molecular function: DNA-binding transcription activator activity, RNA polymerase II-specific; RNA polymerase II cis-regulatory region sequence-specific DNA binding. Gene Ontology annotation, biological process: regulation of transcription by RNA polymerase II.
UGCUCUUCUCCCUCAGCUGCUGCCACUGCCGCUGGUGCGUUGGUUUCUGUGUCCCUGAAGGUUGGUGCGAAGGUGGAAAGGGAGCCCUGCGACCCGCGGGGACUCGGCGGGGGCGGGACCUGACGUGCAGCUAAUGUGUAAAGCACUUCAGACAAGAGAAUCCAGGAUCUGGGAGCAAGCCACAGCAGUCCUGUCAUGACCCUAGUCCAUUCACCUUCUCUCCCAGCUAUCUUUCCAGAGUCCUCUGAGUUUCCAAGAGCCGUGGAAGAUGAAUACAUCUCUGGAGUUGGUGUCAUUUGAGGACGUGGCUGUGAACUUCUCCUGGGAGGAGUGGCAGGACCUGGAUGAUGCUCAGCGGACCCUGUACAGGGUUGUGAUGCUGGAGACGUACAGUAGCCUGGUGUCAUUGGGGCACUGCAUUACGAAACCUGAGGUGAUUGUCAAGUUGGAGCAAGGAGCAGAGCCAUGGACUGUAGAGGAAGCCCCAACCCAGAGCCUCCCAGAUGUCCAGACUGCAGAUGACCUGAUUGAGACCCGCCAGGAGCAUCAGAGCAGACAUGUGUGGCAAGUUGGAUUUGCCAACAACAAAACGUCAACUAAGGAGAGAACCAACUUGGGAAAACCAUUUAAUUUGAGUGCAAUCCACCUUUCAAACCUGAUUAUAAAUAAUGGAAACUGUUCAGGAAUGAAGCCAGAGGAGUUUAAUGUGUGUCAGAAGAUGUUUCUCCCUGGUGAGCCUGAUGAGAUGUAUGCUGGAGAGAAGCCUGAGGACCAUAAUACAACUGGGAAACCCCUCAGGUAUGGCGAGCAUUGUAGUUUUCAUCAGAAGGAUCGAAUUUUGCAGCCACCUUUUGAAUUUGGUGGGCAAGGGAAGGGCUUCAACAAGGAGGCAACCUUCUUUACACAUAGCAGUGCUCACAUGGGAGAGCCUACCUAUACAUAUGACGAAUAUCAGAGAGCCUGUGACAAGUCAGCUCUCAUUGCCCAAGAGAGAACUCACAUAGGGGAGGAUCACUGUAGAUGUAAGGACUGGGAGAACACCUUUUGUGCAAAACCAACACAGUCCAAUCUUCAUAGAGCUGAUUUCAAGGAGCAACACCGUAAACUUAAUCAAAGUGGGGAUAAUUUCAGCAAGAAAUUACACCUCACUCCACUUUCAAGAACUCAGUUAGGAGAGAAAACUUUUGAAUGUGAUGUAUGUGGCAAAACUUUCUACAAAAAGUCUAAUCUCAGUAAACAUCAGAAAAUACACACAGGAGAGAAACCCUAUAAAUGCAGUGAGUGUGAGAAAACCUUCAUCAGUAAAACAGUUCUUACAAUACAUUGGAGAACUCAUACAGGGGAGAAACCCUAUGCAUGUAUCGAAUGUGAGAAAUCUUUCUGCCAUAAGUCACACCUAACUGUUCAUCAGAGAACCCACACAGGAGAAAAACCGUAUGAAUGUUAUGAAUGUGGGAAAUCCUUCUCUGUGAAAACCAAACUCACUGUACAUCUGAGAACACACACAGGAGAGAAACCCUAUGAAUGUAAUGAGUGUAAGAAAUCCUUUUACCAGAAGUCAGCCCUCACUGUACAUCAAAGGAUUCACAAUAGAGAGACACAUCAUGAAUGCAAUGAUUGUGGUAAAACCUUCCAUAAGAAGUCAAUUCUCAUUGCACAUCAGAGAACUCACACAGGAGAGAGACCUUAUGAAUGUAAAGAAUGUGGGAAAUCCUUUGGCCAUCGCCCAGCUCUUACUGUACAUCAGAGAACUCACACAAGAGACAAACCUUAUAAAUGUAACGAAUGUGGGAAAUCUUUCUGUGUAAAGCCAAAGCUCACUGUGCAUCUGAGACUUCACACAGGUGAGAAACCCUAUGAAUGUAAGGAAUGUGGGAAGACUUUCUACCAGAAAUCAAAACUCACUGUACACCAGAGAACUCACACAGGUGAGAAACCUUAUAAAUGUAAUGAAUGUUGGAAAACCUUUUGUGAGAAGUCCACUCUCAAUAGACAUCAGAGAACUCACACAGGAGAGAAACCCUAUGGAUGUAAAGAAUGUAGGAAAACUUUCUACCAGAAGUCAGCCCUGACUGUACACCAGAGAACUCACACGGGAGAGAAACCCUAUGAGUGUAAUGAAUGUGGGAAAACCUUCUGUCAGAAAUCACACCUCAGCAAACAUCAGAGAACUCACACUGGGGAGAAGUCAUGUGGGGCGGAGACUGGCUAUAUGUAUACUAAAACUCACUUUCUCUUUGUGUUGGGCACACAGUUAGCCUGCAUGUCUCAGCCUCCCUUUACUGUGGGUGGAAGCGUGUAA